This is a messenger RNA of Penicillium manginii, 1653 nucleotides long. RefSeq names its product MFS transporter. Gene Ontology annotation, molecular function: transmembrane transporter activity. NCBI's taxonomy places the organism in Eukaryota, Fungi, Ascomycota, Eurotiomycetes, Eurotiales, Aspergillaceae. The record is from RefSeq and is a predicted model, not a curated record. The transcript has a single exon. Gene Ontology annotation, biological process: transmembrane transport. Bases 1 to 1653 code for a protein of 550 amino acids.
AUGCCACAAGGAGGCGCCCCCAGCAAAGCGCCCAGGAUCUACCCGCGAUCUAUCCCCUACUGGCGCGUCUUGGUCGAUCAUGGUGCCGUCACGCAAGAGGUUCUCGAUUCCGAAUUCGCGGGCUCCGGUACAGAAGAGGAUCCCUAUGCCGUGACCUGGAUCCCUGGCGACACGCGCAAUCCACAGUUAUUCAGCACAGCCAGGAAAUUGUCUAUCACGUUGACUGCGGCGGCGACGACGCUGAUCGUAUCUCUUGCCUCUUCUGCGUAUAGCGGAACUAUCGAUGAAGUCAUCGAGGCGUUCGGAAUCAGUACUCAGGUUGCUACGCUGGGAUUGUCGCUCUAUGUGCUCGGCUUCGCAAUCGGCCCGCUCCUCUGGGCUCCGGUUGGUGAGGUCUGGGGUCGACAGGUCUCGUUUUUCAUUAGCAUGUUCUGUCUCGCUGCGUUCUUAGCCGGGUGUGCGGGCGCGCAGAACAUCUGGACAUUGUGUAUUCUUCGUUUCUUUGCGGGCAGUUUUGGCUCGUCGCCUUUCAGCAAUGCUGGCGGGACAAUUGCCGAUUUGUAUUCGGCGAGGCAGCGUGGGUUAGCGCUAAGCUUGUACGCUGCUGCGCCCUUCCUGGGUCCGUCGCUCGGUCCCAUUAUUGGUGGCUUUUUGGGAAUGAAGGCUGGUUGGAGAUGGGUUGAGGGAUUGCUUGCCGCGACGGCGGGUCUCGUUUGGAUCCUGUCGACCCUGAUCAUUCCUGAAACAUACCCGCCGGUCCUUCUGCGCCGACGCGCGGAGACCCUCUCGCAAAUCACGGGUAAAGUGUAUCGAAGCAAAAUUGAGAUCGAUAAAGGCCGGGUUUCGUUGGGGAAUCUGUUGAACAAGUCACUUCUCCGGCCUUGGGUUCUUCUUUUGAAGGAGCCGAUCGUCUUUCUUUGCGCGGUAUACAUUGCCAUCGUCUACGGUACGCUGUAUAUGUUUUUUGACGCUUUCCCUAUUGUCUUCCAGCAAGGUCGUGGCUGGAAUCCAGGUGUGGGCGGUCUUUCGUUCCUGGGAAUCUUGGUCGGCAUGCUCAUUGGUAUUGGAUGUACGAUCCCUGCAAACAUGCACUACAUCAAAACCAUGGAUGCGCACGGCGGACACGCGCCACCAGAGACACGUCUGGUGCAGUGUAUGCCGGGCGCAGUCUUGAUCUCUAUUAGCCAGUUUUGGUUCGCAUGGACGAACUAUCCAUCCAUCCACUGGAUCGUAUCUAUCAUUGGCACGGCACCGUUUGGAAUUGGCGUCAUCUUGAUUUACCUCGGGAUCAUGAACUACUUGAUCGAUUCGUACACGAUCUACUCUGCCUCCGUUCUCGCAUCGAAUGCUGUUCUCCGCUCGGUCUUCGGCGCGAUCUUCCCCGUGAUCUCAAUCUAUAUGUAUGGUAACCUGGGGAUUCACUGGGCUCCGUCGAUCCCGGCGUUUCUCUCCGUUGCUUGCAUUCCGAUUCCUUUCCUUUUCUACAAGUAUGGGGCUGUCAUCAGGUCAAAGUGCAAGUACGCAGCCGAGUCAGAAGAGUAUAUGCAGAAAAUCAAGGCGCAUACACUGAAAGAGAAGAAGGCUGAUGAGAAUAAUGCGGGAGCAGUGAUGGCCGAGGGGCUUGCUCUUGAAAGGGCGACCACGAUACAUUAA